Messenger RNA from Ascochyta rabiei, 1134 nucleotides. RefSeq lists its product as uncharacterized. The coding region runs from base 1 to 1134 and encodes 377 amino acids. Gene Ontology annotation, molecular function: hydrolase activity. Lineage: Eukaryota; Fungi; Ascomycota; Dothideomycetes; Pleosporales; Didymellaceae. The transcript has a single exon. The record is from RefSeq and is a predicted model, not a curated record.
AUGAUGACACUCCUCACCUACCAGCCGAUCAAAGGCGCGUACGUGCUCGCAGCAUUGGGAUUUGAGCUUCUCUGCCUGCCCCUAUUCAUUGUCAAGUACCUCACCAGCUAUGGCCGACAACAUCCCGAGUGGACCUUCCGCCAGGCGCUUAUGACGCGAAUCGUGUUUGCGUUUAUCUACCACGUUGCAAACAUCCAAGCGAAUCAGCCGACCCCACUGGUGCCAGGUAGAGAGAAGGAGCGCUUCGUGCGCAUAAAGCCUGCGGGUGGUGACCAGUACAAAGGCCCGUUGAGGAUCAACAACGAUGUGCAGCCUGUCGAGAUAGGUGCGACCUGGUACCCAGAGUCUCUCUCAGCGUCCGCCGACAAGAGCAGUCUCAAAGUCAUCCUACAUAUCCACGGCGGUGCAUACGUCUCCGGCGACGGCCGAACAGCAGCAAGCGGGUACUUCGCCAAGCUCCUCCAGAAGCAGGUGGGGGCAACUCAUGUCCUCAUGCCGCAAUACCGUAUCUCCACUCUCCCUGCAAGCAGGACAUCCAACCCGUUUCCCGCUGCUCUUCAAGACAGCUUGACCGCUUAUCUGUACCUGCUCAACGACCUGCGCAUUCCGCCUUCCAAGAUCGUUCUCUCAGGCGACAGCGCCGGCGCAAAUGCUUCCAUCGCCCUAUUGCGCUACAUGGCCGAGUACGGUGUGGAUGUGUCGUUGCCGAACCCCUCCGCCGCACUCUUGUGGUCGCCGUGGAUUGACCCCUCGGACACAUCCGUUGAUUUUGUGCACAACAACCCGAACUACUCAACCGAUUAUCUAUCCGCGCCCUUUACGCUGUGGGGAGCAGGUGCGUUUGCAGGAUCUGGUGGAAAAGCACUGCUGUCGCAUCCAUACGUGUCGCACAAGAACCAGACAUUCAAGACGCCGGUCCCGCUGUUCGUGAAUACGGGAAGCGGAGAAAUACUGUAUUUUGACAAUUGCGAGUGGGCACAGAAGAUGAAGGAGGCAGGUAAUGAUGUGACGCUGGAUGUGGAGAAGCACGUGCCGCACGACGUGGUGUGGAUAAGCAACAUACUCGGGUUUGACAAGGAGGCUAACGCUUGUGCAAAGCGGGCAGGCGAGUGGUUGAUUGAAAAGAUGAGCUGA